Messenger RNA from Loa loa (African eye worm), 306 nucleotides. RefSeq lists its product as hypothetical. NCBI's taxonomy places the organism in Eukaryota, Metazoa, Nematoda, Chromadorea, Rhabditida, Onchocercidae. Bases 1 to 306 code for a protein of 101 amino acids. The transcript has 2 exons. The record is from RefSeq and is a predicted model, not a curated record.
AUGAGGACGACAUCAGAGUGCAGUCUAACCGAUGCCUCCGAUAGCAUUAGUGGUUGCUGUGUAUUCUGCUCUCCGUUAUCUUUCCCGAUCGAUUUAAUGACACUCAACAACGAUGCAACAAACACGAUGAGACAUGUACACAAAGAGAAUCAGGUUCCACGUAUAACUGUACUCAUUUCGUUCGGCGAAAUAACGCAGCAUACGGAAGCAGGAAGAAAGUCUAGGGGCAGUCUGCUAGGGAGGAAGUCAUCUUAUAGUCUAUUUAAUGAAGCGGACAAGCAAGCGACUUGUUGCAUCGUUUGCUAA